CGCGUCCACUAGUUUUUCAACCUCGACUGCAUCAACCCAUCUCUUACCGUUGGUCGACAAUUUCAUCCAGGGUUAGGUGAAAACAUCCUCAAAUCAUGGCUUCCCUCGACGACUACGACGAAUUCGGUAAUUACAUUGGUGCUGACCUUGAUUCCGACGAUGAAGAAGUCCCUACCAACACGUUCAUACCCCAGCAGCCUACUGGCGGUGCACCAGCACCUUUAGAGGGUUUUGAGGAUGAGCCGAUGCAAGAAGAAGUACCAGAGGGUGCUCUUAUGGAAAUUGAUAGUGAAGGUCCUCCCCACGGCGGCUUUACUCUCGAAUAUCUACAGAACCUGUCAAUCGUGCGGUCAUUUUGCAUGAAGACAAACAGUAUUACCCCUCGGCUCAAGACGUGUACGGCGCGGACGUUGAGACGCUGGUACAGGAAGAAGAUGCGCAACCACUCUCUGAGCCCAUAAUCGCGCCCAUUAAAGUACGAAAAUGGACUGUCGAGGAGAAGGAUAUGCCUGAGACACGGUUCGAUAAAGGGUUCCUGCUUGACAUGGCAGCGUUCCCCGAGAUGAUUCGUAACGUUGCUGUCGUCGGACAUCUACAUCACGGCAAGACUGCUUUGAUGGACAUGCUGGUUUUUGAGACACAUAAGCUCAUAUGGGACUCGGACAAACCGACGAGAUACACAGACACGCACGUUUUAUCUCGAGAACGACAGAUUUCCAUCAAAUCUUCGCCCAUGUCCCUCAUAUUAUCGACAACCAAGGGAAAGUCGCACCUUAUACACCUUAUUGAUACACCCGGUCAUAUCAACUUUGUGGAUGAAGUUGCCUCUGCCAUACGGCUGGUAGAUGGUAUUGUCUUGGUUGUGGAUGUCAUCGAAGGGAUGAUGGUUGGAACUGAACACAUCAUCAGACACGCUCUCCAGGAAAACGUGAAAAUCACUCUCGUUGUGAACAAAAUUGACCGCCUCAUUUUGGAAUUGAGAAUAAAACCUGCAGACGCUUAUUACAAAAUCAAGCACACGAUAGAAGAAAUUAACACUUUCAUCAGUGGCAUUGACCCAGAUCCUGGACUUCGUCUCAGUCCCGAAAACGGAAACGUUGCAUUUGCCAGCACAGACAUGAACUGGUGCUUCACCCUCACCUCUUUCGCCCAGAUGUAUGCCGACUCCUUUAGAACGAAAGUUGAUGUGCCUUCGUUUGCAGCGCGUCUCUGGGGUGAUGUCUAUUUCGACGAUUCCACGCGCAAGUUUACCCGAAAACCUGCCGACGCAGAACACAAUCGCUCUUUCGUGCACUUCAUCCUUGAACCCCUUUACAAGUUGUACUCACAAGUGCUCUCAGAGGAAACUGAAACUUUGAGGGAGACCCUUGAAGGUUUGGGCAUCAAGCUCAAGCCAGUCAUGUAUAAAAUGGACGUUAGACCUCUUUUGAAAGCUGUGUUGGACCAGUUCUUUGGGCCAGCUACUGGGUUGAUAGACGUAAUAGUCGACCACAUACCCAGCCCCGUGGAUAAUGCUGUCAACAAGAUACAAGGAACAUAUAGCGGGCCACAAACCUCCGAAUUAGCUGCUGCGAUGCAGAUGUGUGAUGCUUCGGGACCUGUGAUGGUACAAGUGGCAAAGCUGUACCAUACGACCGACGCUCAGUCUUUCAGAGCUUUUGGAAGAGUUUACAGUGGCGUCCUGAAGAAGGGAAUGGAGAUCAAGGUCCUCGGUGAGGGCUAUUCUCCUGAAGAUGAGGAGGACAUGAUGAAAGUCAUUGUAGAAGAUCUUUGGAUGAGUGAAGCUCGCUAUUUUAUUCCUGCCGAUGAAAUCCCUGCCGGCAAUCUUGUCUUGAUUGGUGGCAUUGAUGCCUCCAUAUCAAAAACUGCGACGUUAGCAUCCGUCGAUAUUCAGGAAGACCUUCACAUCUUCCGUCCCAUAAAACACAUGACGCAGUCGGUUCUAAAGAUUGCAAUCGAGCCCAUCGCGCCUUCAGAGUUGCCCAAAAUGCUUGCCGGAUUGCGUUCGAUAAAUAAGUCGUACCCUUUGGUUGCAACGAAGGUAGAGGAGAGUGGAGAGCAUGUCCUCGUGGGUACAGGCGAACUCUAUCUGGAUUGUGUCAUGCAUGACUUGAGAAGGUUGUUUUCGGAGAUUGAGAUCAAGGUUUCAGAUCCGGUCACAAAGUUCUGCGAAACGGUGUUGGAGACCAGCGCUCUUAAAUGCUAUGCAGACACGCCGAACAAAAAGAACAAAAUAACGAUGAUUGCCGAACCUCUAGAACGCGGUAUAGCAGAAGAUAUCGAGCGUGGCAGAGUGAACAUGAAGAUGUCUGCAAAGGAUAGAGGAAAGUUCUUCAAAGAAAAAUACGAGUGGGAUCUCCUGGCAUCUCGAUCAAUAUGGGCUUUCGGACCCGAUGAAAAUGGUCCAAAUGUCCUUCUCGAUGAUACUCUACCGUCCCAGAUUGACAAGAAGGUGCUGGGUACAGUAAAGGAACACAUAAAGCAAGGUUUCCAGUGGGGUGCUCGAGAAGGUCCAUUGUGCGACGAACCUAUGCGAAAUGUCAAAUUCCGCCUGCUCGACGCCAGUCUCGCUGACCAACCUAUCUUCCGAGGCGGAGGGCAGGUCGUCCCUACGGCUCGUCGCGUCUGUUAUUCAUCUUUCCUGAUGGCCACCCCUCGGCUGAUGGAGCCGAUUUACUACGUGGAAGUACAGGCUCCAGCGGAUUGUAUAUCGGCCGUUUAUACUGUCCUCGCUCGCCGGCGUGGGCAUGUCACACAAGAUAUUCCAAAAGCCGGUUCGCCGCUCUACACCGUCAAAGCGCUCAUUCCGGUUAUUGAUGCCAAUGGGUUCGAAACGGAUUUGAGAACGGCAACCCAAGGACAGGCAUUCUGUUUACAGGUUUUCGACCACUGGUCGAUUGUGCCAGGUGAUCCCACUGACACAAGUAUCAAGCUUCGACCAUUAGAACCCGCAUCAGGACAGGCUCUUGCACGAGAUUUGGUACUGAAAACUCGCCGGAGAAAAGGCUUGGGUGACCAGAUCGCAGUGUCCAAAUAUCUGGACGACGAGUUUGUGCUUGCAUUGUCGGCCUCUGGACAUGCAGAUUUAUUGAGUUAAUUUGUGUAUCUUUUACGCAUGUAUAUACUCGGUGUACAUUAUGAUUAUCCAUAAGUAAAG
Marasmius oreades (fairy-ring Marasmius) is the source of this 3157-nucleotide messenger RNA. RefSeq lists its product as uncharacterized. Gene Ontology annotation, cellular component: cytosol; U4/U6 x U5 tri-snRNP complex; U2-type catalytic step 2 spliceosome. Gene Ontology annotation, molecular function: translation elongation factor activity; U5 snRNA binding; GTP binding. Lineage: Eukaryota; Fungi; Basidiomycota; Agaricomycetes; Agaricales; Marasmiaceae. The record is from RefSeq and is a predicted model, not a curated record. The transcript is spliced from 13 exons. Gene Ontology annotation, biological process: mRNA splicing, via spliceosome. Bases 506 to 3097 code for a protein of 863 amino acids.